UACUACUCUUACUACUACUACUACUACUACUCUUCUUGUAAGUAACAAAAAAGGGAAAAAUGGCUCACAUUGAGCUAAGAGGAGGGCUAGGGUUUGGGUGGGUGCUCAUCUUAGCUUUGGUCUCGAUGUCGUUGGGCUCAGUCCGGUCGGACCCGGAGGUCCCGUGCUACUUCAUUUUCGGGGACUCACUUGUCGACAAUGGCAACAACAACAACAUGGCGUCGCUGGCGAGGGCGAAUUACCCGCCCUACGGCAUCGACUUCCCCAACGGCCCGACCGGACGGUUCUGUAAUGGCUUGACCACAGUUGAUGUUAUUGCUCAACUGUUGGGGUUCGACGAUCUCAUCCCGCCGUACGCAGGCGCGAGGGGCGACCAACUCCUCACCGGCGUUAACUUCGCAUCCGCCGCCGCCGGAAUCAGAGAAGAAACCGGGCAGCAACUGGGCGGUCGGAUAAGUUUCGGGGGCCAAGUGCAAAACUACCAAGCCGCAGUGCAGCAAGUCGUAAAUAUUCUGGGAGACGAGGACUCGGCUGCAAAUUACCUCAGCAAGUGCAUAUUCACGGUGGGAAUGGGGAGCAACGACUACCUCAACAACUACUUCAUGCCUGCGUUUUACUCCACCGGUCGACAAUACACUCCUGAGCAAUUUGCUGAUGACCUCAUCAACCGCUAUUCGCAACAUUUAACGACUCUUUACAACUACGGAGCGAGGAAAGUGGCGCUGAUCGGAGUGGGGCAGGUCGGGUGCAGCCCGAACGAGCUGGCUCAGCUGAGCCCGAACGGCGUGACCUGCGUCGAUCGGAUCAACAACGCGAUCCAAAUAUUCAACCAGAAGCUGGUCGCGCUUGUGGACGGGUUCAACACGUUACCCGGCGCGCAUUUCACGUACAUCAACGCAUACGGAAUUUUCCAAGACAUUUUGAACGAUGCUGGAUCUUUUGGGUUAACGGUCACAAACAGAGGAUGCUGUGGAGUGGGAAGGAACAAUGGCCAAGUUACAUGCCUACCAUACCAAGCGCCGUGCCCCAACAGGGAUGAGUACCUCUUCUGGGACGCAUUCCACCCUACCGAAGCCACGAACAUAAUCGUCGGUAAGCGAUCGUACAGCGCGCAGUCGCCGUCCGAUGCGCACCCGAUGGAUCUCCGCCGUCUAGCUCAGGUCUAAGUCAUACAUAAGCCUCUGAAUUGUGGGGAUAUUUUUAGUAGCUCUCAUGCUUAUUGCUUUGCUUUGGAAGUGAUUCUUAUUAGUGUUUUGUGUGGAUCAGAUAAAGUGUAAGUAUGUGCGUUAUUUGUUUGAGACAUAGUGGAGAGUGUUUUUUUUUUUUUUUUUAUUACGUUUGUAUCUGAACAAUCAUAAAAUUCAUAUGCUGAAUAUAAGGUAUGGAGAGCCCUUUUAAUUUGCUUCA
Molecule: messenger RNA, 1407 nt
Organism: Ananas comosus (pineapple)
Lineage: Eukaryota; Viridiplantae; Streptophyta; Magnoliopsida; Poales; Bromeliaceae
Product: GDSL esterase/lipase At5g45670-like
Exons: 5
Coding region: 60-1166 (368 amino acids)
Molecular function (GO): hydrolase activity, acting on ester bonds
Source: RefSeq, a predicted model, not a curated record